GGAUAUCAGUUCACAAUCUUAGGAGAGACGAAAGAUCGCCUCUAAUCUACUUUUUAAUAUCUAUGACUAACACGACGAACUCUUGAGAUCUCGUCCAGCCUUUAGUAUAUUCUCUGUUAGUGUCCAAGACGUUACUCUUUGCAAGUCUUAAGUCUUCAAAGUCUGUUUUUUUUUAAAGGAAAAUUGUUGGUUCGAAGUCAGUGUGGUUUUGAUAAAAAAAGAUGGCGAUCAAAACAGGAAGAGUGCUGUUUUUUCUAAUCAUGUCCGGUGCUCUAUUAUUCCUACUCCAGUUUAUGCAAUGGAAGUUAUACAGCCCACCAAGCAUCGAUGCGAACGACCCCAACCUUCCACCCGGGGAACCUAAGCCUGAGGUCCUUGUCGAUAAAAGCAGAAAAUCCAACAGAGUAGACGACGCCAUCAGACUCCGGUCUCUGGGAGUCCCCAAGAACUUGCACCUAACCGUCGCUGGAAUGAAGGCAGAUUUGGGAGUCGCUCCCAGGGUCAUGGCAGAACCGAAGGUCAAAGGUCUUCCUCAACCUGCCCUCAUGGGGCAUAAGAUCUUGGAGCUGAAGAAGAGAGACGUGUCAGAUGGACAGGCACCGAGGGGCCAGGCUCCGCCAAGGAAGGGCACAGCUGAUGGUUCCAGACACAGCUUGAAUGAAAAGACGCCCGUGAAGGUACUGGAAAACCGGAUGCGAGUGAGAAACCCGCGCGAUCCAGUUCACAGACGGAUGGACGAUAGCGACCCAGCAGUGAAGGGCAAGAAACCAAGGAGUCAAUUGCAACCCAGAAGGACAAUAGGAGAAAGGGCAGCAGCACAGAACAGGGGGAGACAAACAGCGAGGGAGCAACAGACAAACCGAAAUAAUCGUCCUCGUUAUCCACUGGGUAGAACUGUUACGGAAGGCCCUAGGAAGGAUGUCAAAGCCACAAGGCACAACAGGGUGCAGAGACCAAGGGCGUACAAGAAACCAUUGGUUAUUGUACCUGCGCCGACGGUGAUCGCUGAAACGGACAGAAAAAGAUCCAGGACUUAAAAAUACACAGAUUUCCGAUAACAGUGUUGUUAUUAAGGGUUUGUAACAGUCUGGCGACCUGAACACAAGCUAUCAGCACACGAAGGUUGGAAAAACAUUAACGAAAAAUACCAGAAAAGAAAUUUAACAUGGGUGGUUUGAGUUUACAAUGUAAGAUAUGAGUGUAAGUUACAAUUGCAAAGCAAUUUUAUAUAAACUUUGCAGAUCACCAAUUGCGUAAGGAGAACAAUUGUGUUAGUCUGGAGAUUCAAUUGAUAAACGAGUUUUUUUUUCUUUAUAUAUCUUUUCAUUCUUUCCGUCAGUAUUUGUAAUGCAUUCUUGUCAGUGAUCCCAUGAACAGCUAGAAAGCAAUGCGGCCUUUGAAUGAAAGAGAAAUUUACCUUCCAUCAUGAUAGGUUCAAAAAUAUCAGAUUCUUUUAGUAACAAGUACAGUGCUUUUUUAUUUCACUAGUGCCUUUCUAACUCGAAUCAUUUUAAGAGUCAGGGAAAUGACUAAAGAACCGGGAACAGACAUUUACGCAUUAUCUCUACAUACAUACACAUGUUGCUCACUUAAACGUAAACGUCCAUAUGAGCUGUAAACUUGUAGGUAUCGUAGAUUUGCACAUGUCGCAUUUUUUUUCUUUUUUUUUGCAGACGAAGCUGCUGACAAUUCGUAAAAGUGUGGAAUUUUGACGUCCAAUAACUGCCAUUAUUAUACAGGGAGGGAUAUGAAUUUUGAUCAUUUGUUCUGUGCCUUAUAUGGCAAAGUCUUGAUAAUAAGUUUAAAAGAUCUCACCUUUGAUGUUUCUUUAAAUCCCCCGGCCACACAUUCUGUUUAUCUGUCCGCGAGACAGUAAUACAUGUCAUAAACACCCGUCGCAACUUAUUGCAUACAUAUCCCAAACGGGUUGAGAACAAGUAUGAAGCACUAGUUAGGACUACCAAGUUGACUUGUAUUCAACCUGUUUGCGAUUUUUGUGCAAUAAGUAGCCUACAUAUUUGUGACAUGUUUUACUCUACUGUGGUUGCACCCUUAUGUUUUUUUCUUCAUAUAAAAGUACGUACACGCUUCCACUGAAUAAAGUAUGUUUGUA
Molecule: messenger RNA, 2113 nt
Organism: Macrobrachium nipponense
Lineage: Eukaryota; Metazoa; Arthropoda; Malacostraca; Decapoda; Palaemonidae
Exons: 3
Coding region: 222-1037 (271 amino acids)
Source: RefSeq, a predicted model, not a curated record